This is a messenger RNA of Fusarium poae, 711 nucleotides long. RefSeq lists its product as uncharacterized. Bases 1 to 711 code for a protein of 236 amino acids. The transcript has 3 exons. Gene Ontology annotation, cellular component: endoplasmic reticulum. The record is from RefSeq and is a predicted model, not a curated record. Lineage: Eukaryota; Fungi; Ascomycota; Sordariomycetes; Hypocreales; Nectriaceae. Gene Ontology annotation, molecular function: sterol 24-C-methyltransferase activity. Gene Ontology annotation, biological process: ergosterol biosynthetic process.
AUGGCUUCAGCAACAAACACAACAACAAAGGAUGAACAAUCCAUCCCAAACAACAGCGCUUUGCGUAGUUACUAUGAAUCAUGGGAUUCACGCAUCGUGUACAAAGUAAUCAUGGGAGGGGCCCAGCAUUUUGGAUACUGGGACAAGGACACAUACUGGCCGUUCCCUCUGACACCACAACUUCGGCGCAUGGAGGAGAAACUACUUGAAAUCAUCAGUCUUCCGCAAGGUUCUCAGAUCCUUGAUGCAGGAUGUGGUGUAGGCCAUGUCACUCGCUACUUUGCACAGAAUGGUAUGCGCAUGCUCGGAAUUGAUAUCAUCAACUGGGCGAUAGAUGAUGCUCGCAACGUCGCCAAAGAAGCAAACCUCUCAUCUACUCAGAUGCGGAUUGAGAAAAUGGACUAUCACGAUCUGAGCUCCAUUCAAGACUCUUCACUAGACGGUGUCUACACAAUGCAAUCCCUCAGCCACGCCUACGAUCCCAAGCGUGCAAUGGCGGAAUUCUACCGCGUCACUCGUCCAGGAGGCCGCAUAGCCAUGGUCGAAGUAGAGCGCAAAACACCAAACACUCUCGAUGACCCGAAUGACCAGUUGACGCAGGUUAUGAAGAUGGUAAACGAGUACACUGUUAUGCCUACCAAUGAAGCAGCACACUUUGAUUAUUUCAAGUGUCUUCUUGAAGAAGCUGGAUAUAUAAACAUUGAGAGAUAG